AGUAAUGAUGUCACAGUGCACAAUGUGGAAAUUUACUAUAUUUUUAAUUAUUAACCUUUAUGGGCUAGUAUGUGUGUGUAUAGGGAAGUUAGUAACAAAAGAACAAUCGUGUUCAAAUCUCGAUAUACCGAAAUUUGAUAGUUUCGACUUCAAUAAGUUUGCUGGAACGUGGCAUGAACUUGGUAGAUACCCGCAAGCAACACAAAAUGGUCAGUGUAACCGUGUCGAAUACGGGGCACCGGAUAUAAAUGGUGAAAUAUCAGUAGUGUACAAGCAAAUUGUAAAUGAAAGAUGGACUUCGGUAUCCGGAUCAGCCACAGCCGACAGCACUGGACAAAUUACAGUUACAUUCACUGUCGACGGCCAGCCGAGACAGUCAAUUCUUCGAGUUUUGACAUUCACUCAACAUUAUGCAGUUUUGUUUAGCUGCAGUGACCUGCCAAACGAAGGAAGUCAAUUGGGCAGUUGGAAACUAAGCAGGACGCCUUCAUUAGAACCGCAAUAUGAAAAUGAAAUGAAUGAGUUCAUCGCCAACAUUUCCGUUCUUGAACCUAGCAAAUAUGAACAUACAUCCCAAACAUAUAGACAUCUAGCAAAUGUCUUUCUCUAUGGAUAUUGUAACACCACCAGUAUCAGAGGCGUUGACAACUUCAACAUGUUUGAUUAUUUGGGAGAAUGGCAAGAAGUAGCUAGAUACCCACAGACAGCACAGACUGGUCAGUGUAACCGUGCUAUAUACACUGCUGGGGUACUUCCUGGUGGCGUUAUCUCAGUAACAAACCGACAAGUUACUGACGGAAAACUGCAAACGAUAUCAGGACAGGCUGUUGUUAGCAACGAUGGAACCGGAAAAUUGCAAGUUACCAUCAACAAUAACACCGUGGACUUUUACGUCCUUGCGACCGACUACAAAGAAUAUGCUCUUGUGUACAGCUGCGAAAAUGUAGAACAUGGAAUACGACGAGUCGGUAGUUGGAUGCUUAGCAGAACAGGACUACUGAGCCCAGAGAACCGUGAAGAGAUUAGUAAAAUCUUUGAGUUGUACAAUUCUGAAGGUCUAGAUGAACAUAACUACCAGCCCACAAGCCAGAAACCAGACGACUGUUAUUACUACCCCGAUUUUGAUAAAACAUGGGAAUACGUCGAGCUUCCAGAAGCUUGUGAUAAUAGAAUCAAAGGAAAGGAGCAAUUCGAUUUGCAGAGAUACACGGGAGAAUGGAUAGAACUCGCUAGAUACCCACAUCCAACACAAACAGGUCAUUGUAACCGUGCUAAAUACGAGUUACUUCCUGAUCACACCGUCUCAGUAACAAACCGCCAAGUUGUGAACCAAAGACUUGUAACGAUAUCGGGACAGGCAGUUCUUGCCAGCACAGAUGGAACUGGAAAGCUGCAAGUUACUUUCAAUAUCAAUGGCGAGAAAAGACCGUCAGAAUUUUACGUCCUUGCUACCAACUACGAAACUUAUGCUCUUGUAUACACCUGCGAUACUUUACAAAAUGGAAACAGACGAGUCGGCAGUUGGGUGCUUAGCAAAACAGGAACACUGAACUUAGAGGACCAGUUUGAGAUUGAUGCAGUCGUAAGCAGGACCCAAGGUCUCCAUAACGAUUACUAUCAGCUUACAAGCCAAGAACCCGACGCUUGUUUCUAUUAUCCAGAGUUUGAUCCAACAUGGGAAUACGUCGAGCUGACUGGAGAUUGUGACACCAGAAUUAAAGGAGUUGCGGAUUUCGAUGUGGAGAAAUACACGGGUGAAUGGAUAGAACUUUCUAGAUACCCGCAGCCAACACAAAAUGGUGAGUGUAACCGUGCUAAAUACGAGUUACUUCCUGAUGGCACCAUCUCCGUAUUGAAUAGUCAAGUUGUUAAUGAAGGACUAGGGACGAUAUCAGGACAGGCUGUUGCUAGCAAGGAUGGAACAGGAAAGUUGGAAGUUACUUUUAGUAAUGUAAAUGAAGCAUCAGACUAUUACGUUCUUGCAGUUAAAUAUGACGAAUAUGCUCUCGUGUACAGCUGCUCGAAUAUAGGAAACGGAAAUCGACGAGUCGGUAGUUGGGUGCUGAGUAGAACAGGGACUCUGAGCGCAGCGGCCACUAAAGCAAUUGAUCAAGUCAUAAGCCAAACCCAAGGUCUACUUAAAGAGUAUUAUCAACCCACACGUCAAAGUUUUGCAUCGUGCUUCCACUAUCCAAAAUUUGAUGAACCACAGCAAUACAUCGAACUGCCUGGCCCUUGCGACACCAGCAUCAGAGGUAUUCCGGACUUCAACGUCUCCGCUUACAAAGGCACGUGGAUAGAAGCCGCUAGAUACCCACAGCCGACACAAGCUGGACAGUGUAACCGUGCUAGUUAUACCCCAAUUGCUGUCGGCGUCGUUUCUGUGAUGAACAGUCAAAUUAUAAAUGGAGAAAUGACCACGAUAGAAGGAACAGCCAUUGUCGCACGCGAUGAUGGAACUGGGGAGUUCAUAGUUUCUUUUAAUGUCAAUAACGAGAUCAGGCGAUCUAACUACUACGUAUUGUCAACGGACUACCUCAGUUAUGCACUUUUAUACAGCUGCGUCGAUGUAGACAACGGAAGCAAACGACGAGUUGGCAGCUGGAAACUAAGUAGAACCGGAACACUGAGUGCUCAAGACAAUGCUGCUAUUGAUGCAGUGGUUAGCAGAACUCAAGGUCUCCUCGAAGACUAUUACCAAACCACGGAACAAAGUGUUGAAACGUGUUUCCAAUAUCCCAACAUUGCUCUAAAUGAUGAUAUUAUCAUACCUGGCCAGUGUGACCAGACCAUUUCUGGAAUUCCAUAUUUCGACGAGAAUCAGUUCCAAGGAAACUGGUACCAGAUUAAAAGAUACGACCCUGUAACAACCACUUGUGUUGGUGGGAGAUUUACUCCAGAAUCCGACAGCAUCAACAUUAUUUUAUACGAAGUGGUCGAUGGGGAAUUAUCGAUUAAUGAAAGAACAGGCAGAAUCAAUUCUACUGAUAACUCCGGUCAAAUAACUAUAACCUUGCCAGUUGCGAGCUCAGAAGAAAGCGCAGAUACCAUAGUCUAUAUACUGGCUACAGACUACACCAGUUACGCGUUAGUGUACAGUUGCACCAACGUAAACGCCUUUCAAAGACAAAGAAUAGCUAAAGAUGAAGAAGUUUUGAUUCCUCGCAUACCCAUGAUCCCUACAGAUUUACCUUUUCAGUUCAAAAGAAUCCAGUUUCCCCUCAAGCCAGCCUUCGCAAUGACCAUUAACAAAGCGCAAGGCCAAACACUGAAAGUGGCGGGUUUCGUGCUUGGCAGCUGGGUCGUGAAAGGACUAUGUCGCCUGCUGGAGAGACAGCCAUCGCAUGCCUGA
Molecule: messenger RNA, 3352 nt
Organism: Spodoptera litura
Lineage: Eukaryota; Metazoa; Arthropoda; Insecta; Lepidoptera; Noctuidae
Source: RefSeq, a predicted model, not a curated record